Molecule: messenger RNA, 438 nt
Organism: Oikopleura dioica
Lineage: Eukaryota; Metazoa; Chordata; Appendicularia; Copelata; Oikopleuridae
Source: the annotation of a GenBank genome assembly
AUGCAUCAAAACAACUCUAAAGCCGCCUUCCAACUCAUUUUUGGCUCAGAAAAAGCGACAAAUUGCCAGUUACCUGCGCCAGUUUUGGACUGUGACUGCGAUAAAUUGCCCGCGAAUGGACCGGAAGCUGAAGGCGUCUGUGAGGAAGUUGACCGAAGAAGUAUAAAAAUGCUUUUUACUUGUCCGACAAAUCCGGCAAAUUCGAAGCGCUUCCGAGGAAAAUGCAGGCAAGUCUCAAAAGCAAAAUCAUUCUCCCUCCCCAUGCCCUGUGGCGAGUUAGACUGUCGAUGCAAGGACGAAAUGGCUAUUUUCGCUGCUGAUCGUGGCGCUGCCUCGCAAUGCUGGAGCGGGGGCAAAAACCAACAUAUAGAAUUUUCUGCGACAAGAACGGAAAUGGAAUUUGGGAUGAUGGCGAAGAAAGAAGGCAGAGCAAGAUAA